Molecule: messenger RNA, 2139 nt
Organism: Gordionus sp. m RMFG-2023
Lineage: Eukaryota; Metazoa; Nematomorpha; Gordioida; Chordodea; Parachordodidae
Exons: 1
Coding region: 1-2139 (712 amino acids)
Source: RefSeq, a predicted model, not a curated record
AUGGUAAACGCUUGUUGCCAUGUGUGCUUAAAAAUAAUUUCACUUAAUUUGAAUGGCACUUUUAGGAAACAUGGUUCACCCUCCUGCCUUAAUUCCCGAGAAUUCCCCCUCCCGUCUCUCCCAAAUCCUUCUAUUAGAUCUCCCCACUCGUAUGACCCUAGUCCUGAUUGUCGUUCCCCAAAUUCUGUUGAUUUAUUCCUUACUUCCCUUAAACCCCCAGUUUUAUCUAGGAUCCCCAUAGCUGCCCGAGAGUCGAUUUCAAAAUUCCUCACAUCUCUUAUAAAUAAUUUGAAUUCUGAUUUCUCCUCAACCCCUUUAUGGUUAGACUUGAUCAGUUUUUGUUUCCGAGUUCUAGCUAAGCCUAAAAAUAGAAUAAAUAAUUUAUCUGCCUCAAUUAAGGAGAAAGUGUCCAAUUUUGGAAAUUCCAUUAUUGAUGAUUUCACCCCUUCUAAUUCUUUAAAUCCUAACUCCUUCCGCAGUAAAUUGAUCUCGGAAAAAUUAGAUCUUGGUGAUAUCAGUGGUGCUGCCCGUAUUCUAACUUCUGAUGAUACCAUUUCUCCUAUUAAUGCUUCUACUUUUCAACAGCUUCUCGAGAAGCAUCCACCUGCUUCCCCAUUUAACAUUCACCCUCUCGGCUCUUCUCCUGCUCCCUUUUCCUGCGAUGAAAUUCUCAAGGGCUUGAAGUCCUUUAAGAAAGGGACGACAGGUGGAUUAGACGGUUUCAGACCAGGGUUCUUUGUUGAUCUAAUCCGUUGCACUGAUAGUGGUUUCAUUGACCCUUUGCUUAAAUCAGUCACCGAACUUUGUAAUAAUAUCCUCAUAUGCGAAGUUCCUCUUGAUAUCCGCCCCAUCCUUUUUGGUGCUCGUCUUGUUUCCUUAUCCAAACCGGAUGGUGGUGUUAAACCAAUAGCCAUAGGAUCGUUUUUUCGUAGAUUAGUAGCCAAGGUCAUAGUCAAUAGGAUCCGUUCUAAGGCCAGUUCCCUCCUUUUUCCCCCUCAGUUAGGAUUUGGAGUCAGGGGCGGAUGUGAAGUGGCCUCACAUGUAGCUCGCAUUUUUAUAAAUACUGAGGCUGAGAAAGUUUUCUGUAAGUUAGAUUUCAGAAAUGCCUUCAAUAGCAUUCAUAGGAGCUCAUUCCUACCCUCCUUCCUACAACAUUUUCCUAAAUAUUGGAAUUUUCUUAAUUCUUGCUACGGUUUUCCCUCGUUGCUUAAAUUCGGGAAAUUUUCCAUAUUCUCUGAAGAGGGGAUCCAGCAAGGUGAUCCACUAGGUCCCUUGCUAUUUACAUUAGGUAUUCAGGACUUUAUAAAAAAUUUGAAACCAGAUUUCAAUUUAGAUCUAAAUCUAUGGUAUCUCGACGAUGGCUCGUUUGGCGGAUCUUUACCCAAUGUUUUGUCGGCCAUCGAGUACGUUGAGUUAGAAGCCUCUAAAAUUGGCCUUUCCCUUAAUAGGAAGAAAUGCGAAAUCUCCUCUCUUAACAACGUGGUUUUUAUCCCUCCCCCUGACUUUAAAAUUAUCUUACACGAGGAUCUCUGUCUUUUGGGUUCUCCUAUCGGAUCCUCAUCUUCCUUCUGUCAAAAUUUUUUUGACAAUCUGAUCCAAUCUCUCUUUAACUCUCUUAAGAUUCUUCCUCAUCUCCCCAAGCAUCAGUUCUUUUUCCUCACAAAAAAAUGCUUGUUCUUACCUAAAUUCUUACAUAUCUUUAAAUCUUCCCCUGCUUUCCAAUAUGAUCACCUUCUGAAGUCCUUCGAUUUAAAAUUUAAACAUUUUAUCGAAUCGCUUUUAGUCCUAAACUUUUCCGACUUUAAUUGGUCCUUUGCCUCUAUGCCCGCUUUCCGGGGUGGUCUUGGAUUUCCCCCCCCCCCUUUAAUGGCAAUUGCCAGUUUUCUUUCGUCUCGAAUUUCAUUUAACGAUUCCAUCUCCUCGCUUAUAGGGUUGAACGAUCCCCUUUUAACCUCUGCCAAACAAUCUUGGCUAACUCUAGUUCUUGAAGGAUUCGGGCAGCCAGUCUCCAGCCAUCUAAAGAGCUUCCUGGUCCCCAUGCUUCAAUGUGCUUUUGAAAAACUUUGUUCGUUUGCCGAUCUAACUAACCUUCAACUACUCAGAAACGCAAAAAAAAUUCUAACGGCCAUGAAUGGCUAG